AUGGAUAUUGGAGAUAGAAGUUGGAUGUAUCUUUCAAGAUCCGCCAAUGAGUAUGAAAAUAGAGCCAAGGAUUUUCUCAAUAAGGCAUUUGAGCGAGCUUCUCUAGGAAAUGAAAUAUUAUGCCCUUGUAGAUUGUACUUUAAUCGCUAUUGGCAUUAUCGAGAUGUGGUGGAGGAUCACUUAUUUGGUCAUAGAUUUUCUCCUAAUUACACUCAAUGGGUUUUUCAUGGAGAAGGAAUUUCAUCAACAAAUAUUCCACAUCCAAGUCAUGAAGGGCAUGAAGGAGUAAGCCAGGGACUAUCUGAUCACAAACAUGAUGAUAUUGAUAAACUACUUCAUGAUACUUUUAGAAAUGAAGGAAAACAAGAUUUAUAUCCGGGGUGUAAGAGUUUUUCUAAGCUGAGUUUCACCAUCCGAUUGUACUUGUUUAAAUGCAUUCACGGGCUGAGCAAUGUAGCUUUCUCAGACUUGCUGGACUUGAUAAAAGAGGCUUUUCCAUUUGCUCAGAUUCCCGAGUCUUUCCACAAAGCAAGAAAGGUGAUAAGAGAUUUGAGUCUCAAUUAUGAAAAAAUUCAUGCAUGCCCUAAUGAUUGCAUGUUGUUCUGGAAUGACAAUGCAAAUCUCGAUAAUUGCGUUGUGUGUGGGUCUUCUAGAUGGAAGAAUGUUCUUGAUGAAUUGACUAAUAAGACCAGUAAAGUUCCGGCAAAGGUCUUAAGAAUCAAAGAUGGAAAUUUAAGACAUCCUGCUGAUGGAAAAGCUUGGCAACAUUUUGAUUCCAUGUAUCCUGACUUCGCAAAACAUAUUCCUAAUGUUAGAUUGGGUCUUUUAAGUGAUGGUUUCAAUCCAUUCAGAACAAUGAGUAUUUCUCAUAGCACAUGGCCGGUUAUGUUAAUGAACUACAACUUAUCACCGUGGAUAUGUGUGAAGCCGGAGUAUAUUAUGCUAUCAAUGAUUAUUCCUGGUCCCUCAUCUCCUGGAAAUGAUAUUGAUAUAUACUUGCAGCCGUUAAUCGCAGAGUUGAAUGAACUAUGGAAGGUGGGAGUGGAAACAUUUGAUGUUGAAACUAACCAAACAUUUAAUAUGCGGUUAGCUUUAUUGUGGAUGGUUAGUGAUUUUCCAGCACUAGCAAUGCUUUCUGGAUAG
Capsicum annuum is the source of this 1143-nucleotide messenger RNA. RefSeq lists its product as uncharacterized. The record is from RefSeq and is a predicted model, not a curated record. Bases 1 to 1143 code for a protein of 380 amino acids. NCBI's taxonomy places the organism in Eukaryota, Viridiplantae, Streptophyta, Magnoliopsida, Solanales, Solanaceae. The transcript has 3 exons.